Acanthoscelides obtectus is the source of this 4982-nucleotide messenger RNA. The record is from the annotation of a GenBank genome assembly. Lineage: Eukaryota; Metazoa; Arthropoda; Insecta; Coleoptera; Chrysomelidae.
UAAUUAGCGUGACAGAAUGAACGGAAUUUGUGUGGUACUUGAUGAACACGAUCAGUCGAUCACUGACAGGUUGGUGACAGCUAUACGAACAGGGCUCACGAUGGAUUUUUAAAUAACUCCCUGCAGGUCUAGAAACAAUGUCUAUUUCUUAGCAUUUGGCAAUGAUGCGGCAUACGCUGGGUGAAUUAGCAUAUUCCUGUCAAUUGUCCAAAUCUGUUUUUCUCCUAUCUGUCACUGUCACACAACUUGUCAUAAUUGGAAUUUGUGAAUAAAGUGAAGGUUUUGAUUUUUUUACAUAUUUACAUUUUGUGUGUACGUAUGGUACUGAUUUGGUGUAUAUGGUUCGAUUAGCAGCCGAAUUUAUGAUUUUUGUUAACACUCUUGCACCGUAGCGAAUACUGUUUUUGCUUGUUACAAAAAUAGCCAACAUCCUGUGUGUUUAGCAUUCGCCAUACAGGGAUACUAUUACAUACAAUGAAAGUGUUACUACUAUCCAUUCGUAAAACCGAGCAUUAGGGGAGGAUUUGCGUAUUGUAGCAGAACUAUUAUGUCUGAACUCAGCAGAUUACCAUCAAAUCACGAUGGCUGAUGACUCUGGAAAACAUCAACAAAAACAGUAUGACUACCUGCUCAAAUUCCUCUUAGUGGGGGACAGUGAUGUAGGAAAGCAAGAAAUUCUAUCUGACUUAGACGAUGGAUCCUCGGAGAGCCCCUUCUGUGGAUACAGUGUUCUAACAACAGCAUACAAGACGACGACAAUAUUGCUGGAGGGCAAACGUGUCAAGCUGCAGCUAUGGGACGCUUCAGGUCAGGGUCGAUUCUGUACCAUCAUUCGGAGCUAUUCAAGAGGGGCGCAGGGUGUACUGCUGGUCUACGAUAUCACCAAUCGGUGGUCUUUCGAUGGACUGGACAGAUGGCUGAAGGAGGUAGAUGAACAUGCUCCCGGUGUUCCGAAGGUGCUGGUUGGAAAUAGAUUGCACCUAGCAUUCAACCGAAAAGUAGGUCAGAGAGACGCACAAUUGUACGCCGACAAGCACAGCAUGGCUUUCUUCGAGGUGUCACCACUGUGCAACUUCAACAUACACGAAAGUUUCAGUGAGCUGUCUCGAAUGGCGUUGCAACGGAAUGGCAUGGAACGAUUGUGGAGAUCUAACAAAGUGGUGUCUUUACAAGAACUCUGUUGUCGCUGCAUCGUCUCACGCGCCGCUAGCGCGUAUGGCAUAGAACGUCUACCGCUUCCUCCAUGCCUAAAAUCUCACCUGAAGUCGUACGCGACGUCUUCGGUGGCCGCUGCCAUCGGUCCACCCUACCUUGGGGGGCCUCCCAGCAAGGGGGCGCGCCGAAAGCAGCGCAAACUCGUCCGACGGCCGCUGAUGUCCUCCGCUUCGGCUACCGACCACCAGAGCAUGCUGCCCGCUGACAGCACCAGCUGCGUCCCAAGGAACUCUUGCGUUAUAUCGUGAUGCGUGUGCGUGGUUCAUUGUUAAUUUUUGUUGAGGCAAAAUGGAUUACGAGCGUUUACUUGCUUUAAAUGUUGGUUGUCGUUCCCCCUCAACGAAGCUAUGACCGUUUAAAAACGUAAAAAAUAAGUUGACUGUACUUCCCACACUACACUGUCAGCAGUUGGUAAGUGAUUAUGUUCUGAGAAAAAAGUUAGCCACGAACAUGUAUAACAAAAAAUUAAAUGACCUUCCUCCUACCCCCGAGAGAAAUUGCUGCAGGUCAUCGAAGGGAUGACCAACAGCUCGUGGAUGAGGAUAUCGGCCUUCACGCUGGCUACAGUACUCUGGAUGCGAUUGCCGACUGUGAUAUACGACCACCGACGACGGCGCUUGUCCAUCGGGAGACGACGUCGAACGUAUCGACACCUGGCUGUAGGAGAUAUGUUUAAGGGUAAAUAUCUGGGGGCGUCUAUGAUGAGUGAAAUAUGCUUAAAAUAUUCGUCAGACUCGUUUUCAGCUGGAAAAAUAUCUGAGAAAAAUAUAGUACGGCCCCCAGCACGCAUCGCUUUUUAUUUUUUUUUUGUUGGCCUGUGAUAUGAUUUCUAUCGUUUUUGUGCGUUUUCUCUAAAAUGUGUCCAGCGACUUCCCUUUCUGACUUCAGCGGGAAAAAUAUAUUAGGACCCCUAGACUUUUUGUGGCCCUGUGUUAUUUUUCACGAUAUCUCAUCAUUACGUAAAACGUGAUAACAUGUAACAGCUGAUUUAUCUAGAAGCUAACUUUCGUUGAUGUGGCAGCUCUGCUUUUACGUCUAACAUAUCUUGAUCUAUGUAUUCCAUGACGUGCGGCAUUUGUGUCUUAUGUCAUCAGUGACUAUACAUGACAUUGUCAAUCAAAAAAAGGUAAGAUUAAAGUUAAACUUCAACUUUAUAUGGUAUAUUUCAUGAGUAUCCAUUACAAAAGCGACAUCUUUGUAUUGGUCUGUAACGUUGGCGAUAAUGAAUUUUAGGACCGUAUUCAGAGCUGUUGUCCACAUAUCUGGAUUAUACUUUUGACGAAAAAGUGACAAUAACAGAUAUAAAAAUGUUUAUUUUUUUAUUAAAGUACAUCUGGGAUUUAUUGAUUACGGCAAUACAACAGGCUGCGUUGUCCUUUCCAGAAGCUGUAAUUUUACCUGUAAUAAUAAUUUAGGCAUGUGUUUCUGGUUUAUUGUCCGUGAUCAGUGUAACGUAAUUCAAAUACAGGUCAAGUAUGUGCAGAACCUAUCAAAAUAGUUAAUAAUAUAGUUGCACAUUUUACUUACAUUUUUCUAAUUCUUAACUUGUUAGAAUUUCUUGAGUAAUGUUCAGACCUAAUUCGGGAAUCGAACCUCAAUCAAUUCAGUCAUAUACUGAGACACAUUCUGAAUUAGUUGUAUUGCUGUUUCAUUGCCAUUUGAAAUUAUAUGGUGUUUCAAGUUCUAAAAAGUAGAGAUGAUUAACUUGGUUAAAAACUGUUUUUCUCAUUUUAUUCUUACCUGACUUGAAAUGUAGUCAUGAUCAUUACUAGCCAUUUUGCUUGUAGCGUUUUUUAUAUGCAAAGGAAUUUUUCUAAAUAAAAGAGUUGUUAGCAAAUACAAAAUAAAUCUGUAGCCUACAAAAAAACACAGCAAAAUACGGAUCUGUCUACCUAUUUGUCACUAACUUGUCGAUAUGUGGAGUUUUCAAAUAUCACUAGAUAAUCAGGUGUGAUAGAUACUCGUGAAAAAUACCCUGGUUAACCUCUCGUCAAAGUUAGCUAUUACUUUAGGCUUUAGGGUGAACAUGACUUUGAGAAAUGCUUCUUGAGAAAUAACCUCUGGUUAGCAGUAAAAUUACAGUUAACCUGCGAUCAAAAAACGACCUCAAAAUAUAGCAAAAUAUAUCAAGUGAGGUAGAACUUUGACGGAUUUGUAGACAGGGUCGUAUUGAGAGUUGAGGGGGAUUUUGAUAUACCAUAUCACAGAAAAACAGUAAAUUUGUUGUUGAAAGUUUGAGUGGCUGAUUGGGAAUUUUCUCUUGUGUACCAGUUUUGAAGUCCAUUUUUCCAUUAUUACAAUCCUGAUUAGCUGGCUACAUCUGCCAAUAUUAUACUUCAAUUUGAAAAAGUCAAUAAAAUAAAAUACUUUUUCACGACCGUUUUGUCUGCUUCUACGAACAAUAUUGCAAUGAAAGAAGAAAAAGUGUUAUCUUUCAUGAUAUAUCACGAAGUAUUUAUUCUUUAAAAUGAUUUUGGCAGCUGCAGUUAUUGCAAGUUCUUGAAGCACUUUAAAAUUCACAUUUGCAUUAAUCUGCACAAAGAGUAGCGAAACAAAAAUUUCGUUACAACGUUAAGAAAAACACCACGCCAUUGAGUAUUAUCACUGUUCAGAACUUUUCAUUUAUAAAAUUAUUUAAAUCCAGUUCUGUUAUUUCAGUUAGUAUUGUGUAUUUUGCCAUACUAUGCAAACAGUUACAGUCGAUUCUUUAUGUUUUCUGUCAAACGGCAACUAAAGGUUGUAAUUUCGUGCAUUUCGCUGAAAGUGGCAGCUCUCUAAUAAAUUUCUGGAAAUCAUUCAUUUUGAUAUCGACAAGCAAUACAUUUUGACACAUGGUGCAUGUUUGAAAGCAGGAAUCUUUCCAAGAUGAAUUUCAUUUUCACGUUGUGGUUACAACAAAGGAUGGAGAUGAAUCAGACCACCUCGAUUUUAAUUCGAAAAAACGCUUGGAAACAUCUCUGUUGGUUCCGAUAUGGCACUAUUUUGAUGAGGUGGGUAUUAGCAAGGGAGAUAGCGGUAUAUUUUUUGUAUACAAUCAAUGAUGAUCCAGAGGCUAGUGAAAAGGUCGCUCUAUGCUUGUUGGAGAAGAAAAAAACUUACAGUCUUUCUUGCUAUACAGUGUCAAAUGUCAAUAUUUAAGGGUGCUAUUUUUGGGUCCAUUUCAAGAAAGAAACUUCACAUGAAUGUAUGACCUAAAUAUCUUAAAUUUUGAGAUACAGGAUUGUUAAGUUUUUAAAAAUAAAUUAUUAUUGAUUUUUGUAAUACCACUUAAGAUAUUUUAAUCAAAUUUUCAAGAGGUAUUUUUUAACUCACCACAUUUUUAUUUUCCACCAGAGAAAUCAGUGGCGUACCAUCAAUAUAUUUCAAAAUGGGCAGGUGAAACUCAGUACGAACGCCACUGGUGAUGAAAUGAUGUAUUUUUGAAUACUUUAUCCCCUGAAUCUCAACAGUUAGGCAUUUAGAACAUACGUUCAUAUGAAGUGUUCUUGAAAUGGACUCAAAAAUAUUGACAUCCAAUUAGGAAAGCGCUCUGUAUGCGUUUUGAGAACUUUUGUUUAUCCGUGAUUUUUUGAAUGCAGGUCUUUAUAAGACGCGCAUCUUGUAUCAUGUUUUUUUAUUUACCUGAGUGUCGUAUUUCUAAGGGAAACAAAGCUAGGAUGUACUUGAGUGAUUGUGUAUCGAAUACACUAUGUAUAUACUACGUAAAAUUAAGUAAGCAUUUAUCUAAUUUAUGUGUAUAUUUUUCAGUUAUAAAAAAUAAAUGAGUG